Colletotrichum higginsianum IMI 349063 is the source of this 2322-nucleotide messenger RNA. RefSeq names its product Ribosome biogenesis protein ERB1. The record is from RefSeq and is a predicted model, not a curated record. Bases 1 to 2322 code for a protein of 773 amino acids. NCBI's taxonomy places the organism in Eukaryota, Fungi, Ascomycota, Sordariomycetes, Glomerellales, Glomerellaceae. Gene Ontology annotation, biological process: ribosome biogenesis; maturation of LSU-rRNA from tricistronic rRNA transcript (SSU-rRNA, 5.8S rRNA, LSU-rRNA). Gene Ontology annotation, cellular component: PeBoW complex; preribosome, large subunit precursor. The transcript is spliced from 2 exons. Gene Ontology annotation, molecular function: ribonucleoprotein complex binding; protein binding.
AUGCCGGCACGACAAGCGUUAGGCAAGCGGAAGGAACCGCAGGCGGAAGCCCCUGUGCCCGUCGACGACGAAUUUGGCAAUGCAGCCUUGGAGGGCGUCUUUUCUCAGAGUGAGGAUGAUUCCGACUACGAAGAGACCUCCGAGUCGGACGGCGACGACAAUGUCUUGAACGGCGAAUUGUCAGAGGAUGACGACGAGGACGAGGAGGAGGAUAUCCUGAGCGACGAUAUCCCUUCUGACGUCGACGACGAAGAAAUCGCCUCGAAACUCAGGUCGACAAAUCUCGACAAGGACUCUGCCGCUGCUGCCAUUGGCGACGAGGACGACCAACCCAACUACAGAAUCGUCAAGGACGCCAAUGGUAACGAGCGCUACGAGUACGACGAGGUUGAUCCCAACUACGACUCCGACGACACCGAUGCUGCCGAGCCCGUCAACACCAUUGGCAACAUCCCUCUGUCCUUCUACGAUUCAUACCCGCAUAUCGGAUACGACAUCAAUGGCAAGAAGAUCAUGCGCCCUGCUGCUGGCGAGGCGCUGGAUGCCCUGCUAGAUUCCAUCGAGAUCCCCAAGGGCUGGACUGGGUUGACGGACCCCCAGACAGGCAAGCCUCUUAACCUGACCCAGGACGAGCUCGAGCUUUUGCGCCGCGUCCAGAUGAACGAGGUUCCGGAGGAAGGCUACGACCCCUACCCCGAAAUGGUUCACUGGUUCACCGCACACGAGGAGAAGAUGCCCCUGAGCGCUGCGCCCGAGCCGAAACGCCGCUUCGUCCCCUCCAAGCACGAGGCCAAGAGGAUCGCCAAGCUCGUCAAGGCCAUCAAGGAGGGACGCAUCCUGCCCUACAAGCCGCCCGAAGAGAGGGAGAAGGAGGAGGCCGAGAAGGAAGAGAACUAUUACGACAUCUGGGCCAACGAGGAAGAGCGCCCGCCGCACGUCAUGAACAUCCCGGCGCCCAAGCUCCCGCCCCCUGGCUACGACCUCAGUUACAACCCUCCCCCAGAGUACCUCCCGACAGAAGCCGAGAAGGAAGAGUGGGAGAAGGCCGACCCCGAGGACAGAGAGAAGGAGUACCUCCCAGCCCAGUUUGAUUCGCUACGCAAGGUUCCCGCCUAUGGCGAGUUCGUCAAGGAGCGCUUCGAGCGUUGCCUUGACCUCUACCUCGCCCCUCGCGUGCGCAAGAACAGGCUCAACAUCGACCCCGCGUCGCUUCUUCCCAAACUUCCCCGCCCCGAAGAGCUCAGGCCCUUCCCCACGGCCUGCCAGACUGUCUUCCGUGGUCACGAAGGUCGCGUGCGCUCUUCAGCCAUUAGCCCUGACGGCGAGUGGCUUGCAAGCGGUGGCGACGAUGGUACUGUGCGCCUGUGGCAUCUCCGUACCGGUCGCCAGGAGUGGAUGGCCAAGCUUAGCGUUGAUGAGGCUGUGAACGUCGUCCGCUGGCGCCCGAAUAAGGAGACUUUCAUCUUGGCGGCAGCCGCUGGCGAGGAUAUUUUCUUUGCGGUCCCCCCCCGCGGUGCCGACGGCAUCGACAAGGCCAGCCGUGACAUUCUGGACGCCGGCUUCGGUUACGCUGCGCAAAACCCUCAGCCGACGGCUCCCGUCACCAAGGAGCACCCCGGAAAGUGGGCAAGGCCUGGCUCCAAGCUCGAGUCUGCCGGCGUGCUGCUCAAGGCUACUGUUAGGUCUGUCAUCAAGGUCAUCAACUGGCAUAGACGCGGUGACUUCCUCAGCACCGUCUCUCCCAACGGUCAGCGUAGCGCUGUCGCCAUCCAUACACUCUCGAAGCAUCUGACACAGAUUCCCUUCCGCAAGCUGCCCGGCCUCGCCCAGUCGGCUCAGUUCCACCCUUCGCGACCCCUCUUCUUCGUCGCGACUCAGCGCAUGAUCCGCUGCUACGAUCUCCAGAGGCAGGAGCUCAUCAAGGUCAUCCAGCCAGGUGCCCGCUGGAUCUCGUCUUUUGAUAUCCACUCGGGUGGUGACAACAUUGUUGUCGGAUCCUACGACAGACGCCUGCUGUGGCACGACCUCGACCUUUCCAACCGCCCCUACAAGACGAUGCGCUUCCACUCGGAAGCUAUCCGCGCCGUCAAGUACCACCGCAGCUUCCCCUUGUUCGCAGAUGCCAGUGACGACGGCACGCUGCAGAUCUUCCACGGCAAGGUCGUCAGCGAUCUCAUGGAGAACCCGACUAUUGUGCCCGUUAAGAUGCUCAAGGGUCAUAAGAUUGUCAACAAGCUCGGUGUCCUCGACGUGGACUGGCAUCCUACGGAGCCCUGGUGCGUGAGCGCCGGCGCCGACGGCACCUGUAUCCUCUGGACCUAA